CAAAAUAUUUGUUCGAAAAAGCAUAAACUGUCGAAUAAAAUUUUUUGUUUUCCCUCUCUACGAGUGACUUUUUUGUUCGGCAUGUGGGCCGAUGGGAUCACCGUCCCUGCGUUCCUUUUUGUAAAACGUGGAAGGAGUUGCAGUAAACGUCAAUUCAGAUAGUUUUCGUGCCAUGAUGAGAGAUUAUAGUAUCCAAAUAUUAAAGAGAAUCAUUUAUACGAUGUGUGGAUGAUUAUUUGAAGCGGCGAUAUCUACUCUCUGUUAAAACGAAAUUGAAGUCCCCAGUGCAGCUGUAAGGGGCCACAGACACUCUAUUGGUCUUUCGGUCGACGGUUCGUGAAGCGGUUAUGUGAUUUAUAGUCCGUAAAGUCUAGAAGCAUGGAUGAUUACUAUACAGCUGUGGUCGGGUUGCCAGCUCAGUACUUUAGCGGCAAUGGUUGCCGUACUACUACUUCCAAUAAUUGUGGGCUCCUGCAAGUGUGGUGCUGUGGAUAUGUGGGGAAAGGUUGGUGGACCGAUUUGGCUCAACAUUUUAGGUUGCUCAUAUUCACCACGAGAAGGCAUUUCAUUUUCGAGUGAAAUCAUAAUGAAAAUAAUAAUUGCGAUAUUUUGGUGUUCAGCAUUCUACACAAUUCAUCAAUUAGAUUUGACUGAGGCCUUCAGAAACUGUGAUGAGGAUGAUAACGCGAUGAUGGAAUAACUGUGGAAGAACAAAUGAGUUUAACGGCAGUGUCCGCCGUAUAACAUGCCCAAUGUAUAUCUCAUAUGACCUUCAAGCUCCAGCCCGACUCUAACAACCUCUUUGCCGCAUUUAGAUGAGUUGGUUACCUAACAGUAAUCUCGUAACGGUGUACGGAUAAUGUCUAUUCGCUUUGCCUACAUGAUAAAUGAGAUGUAACGAACCGCUACAAUAACAAACAAAAAAGGAAUAUUUUUUCAUUCCUCGUCAUUUAUCCCCAUGAAUUGGAGUAAAAUCUCUCCUUGUAUUUUUUUUUCUUCGAAUUCAGAAAAUUUUGCAUUUACCUGAUUAUGAUAGCAUUAUUUUGAUUAU
Messenger RNA from Ceratitis capitata (Mediterranean fruit fly), 1051 nucleotides. RefSeq lists its product as uncharacterized. The record is from RefSeq and is a predicted model, not a curated record. Bases 383 to 700 code for a protein of 105 amino acids. Lineage: Eukaryota; Metazoa; Arthropoda; Insecta; Diptera; Tephritidae. The transcript is spliced from 2 exons.